UCACCGGGGAGGAGGGACAAUUACUGUACAGGAGAGUGAGGGUUGAAAAAGAGGGUGGUGGACCUGCAGAGCUGGACAAAGUGAAACAGACUGAGAGAAGCAACAGAGACAAAUACACACACAUUGGCAACCUGACUGCAACUUCCUAUCACAACACACACACGCUAACACACUCACACACAUGCACAUUGAGAAAGCAGUAUAGUCUGAGGAGCAAUCUAGAACUCAACAAACACACACACAUUUACCUCUCUCUAACACACACAUAGUCAGCAGCAGCAGCAUGUUUUGGUGGAGGCUCUUCCAGGCAGCGUGUGUGCUGUCAGUGUGUGUGUGUCUGCAAGUCGCAUAUGAGGAUGAUAUCGAGGUGAACUACACUGACCCCUUCUACAAUGAAAUCACAGGAGGAGACACACCAGAACCCACACCGACUUCUCCGCCCUCGCCCAGUUCUGGAGACCUGACCAAGUGGGACAAACUCUUCUUGAUGCUGGAGAACAGUCAGAUGAGGGAGAACAUGAUGCUUCAGUACGCUGACGAUAUCAUCAAGGUGGAGAUGGGGUCUCUGCGCGGAGAAAUGCUCAGGUUUGUAGGCCAGUAUGGCGGCUCGUGCGGGGUUGCCGUGGAGACAGCAGGAAGAAGGAUGGCCAUGCAGUUUGAGGCACGCCUCAAAGAAACCAUGGAGCGCCUCAAAACAGCAGUUCAGUCUACUGCUGCCGCCGGUGGGAAUUCUGUCGGGGAUCCCGACAACUUGGAGUCGAUUUUACUUCAGCUCCUCUCUGCUGCACGAGCACAAGCUUCCCAACUCACCAAGCUGGAGACCAGCUGCUUCAGCAGUACUGGAGCUGGAACGGGGAGGAACACGAAGUCGGGAUUCCAUCUUGCAGAGGGUGGAGGGGCCGGGCACCAGGAGCAGGAGUUCACGUCACGAGAGGUGGCUCUAGAUGGAGAGCUGGCUGCACUGAAACAGACGAGGGCGGAGCAGGAGGAGGCGCUGAGGUUACAGAGCCAAAGACACCUACCCGCAGGCUGUGACAUGGCGCUCCUCUUCCCAAUGCGUUCCCGUCGAAUCUACACUGCUGUCACACCAGAGGUUCCUCUCUCCAUCUCCUCCUUCACCAUCUGCAUGUGGUUAAAGCCAACAACUCUCGCCAACAAAACCGUGCUCUUCUCCUAUGGUCACCGUCGCAACCCAUACGAGAUCCAGCUGCUGCUCGGCCAAACCUCUGCGCUCUUCACCAUCGGAGGAGAGGCUCACCUGGUGGAGGCGCGACGUGUGGUGAAGCCAGGAGAGUGGAUCCACCUGUGUGGGGCAUGGGCCUCCGAGCAGGGUCUGGCCACCCUGUGGGCGGGUGGGGAAAAAGUGGUCACCACACCCGGAGUUGCUGAGGGACACGUCUUACCGGAAGCUGGCUCCCUCCAGCUGGGCCAAGAGAGGAAUGGCUGCUGUGGGGGUGGCAUCUCAGGCUUUGAGGGAGGGUUCGAUCCCAGGCUGGCAUUCGCCGGGAAGAUGACGGGAGUGAAUAUGUGGGACAGGGUGCUGUCAGAGGAGGAGAUUUCCGAGCUGGCUCUGCAGAAUGGGCAGGGCUGCGAGCAGAGAGGAAACGUGGUGGCGUGGGGCAUCACGGAGAUGGUGCCUCAUGGAGGCGCUCAGUUCAUCUACUAACGGACUCUUUGUGAUUUUCAUCAGGGCCAUAAUGAUCAUCAACGUGAAUAUCAGCAACAUCCUGAUAAGUUCUCCUGCUAAAAAUGAAGAGAGCAGCUUACAUUGCUUUUAUCAUCAUCAUCUUUGUCCAUAUAGUUCCAUGUUUGAUUAUUAUGUUGUUAUAAGGACUGUUUUAUUCAUCAUCUCUAUCGCUAUUCAUCACUAUUGAUAUGAACACUUAUGAUGCAAUUGAAAUCGGAUGGACAUGCUCCGAUGGGAGGAAGCCAAUGCUGUGAGAGACUGAAGUUUAUUUUUGUAACAUAACCUUUUAACCUGAGGCCACACACACACACACACACACACACACACCGACACAAACACACACACACACACACACACACACACACACACACACACACACACACACACACACAAACACAUGCUCACACUGACUUAACUUCAGCAUAGAAAACGUGCAAUGCAGCAGCAAAUGUGCUGCUACAGCAUUUACCAAAGACUUAAUUAGACUGAGGGGCAGACAAAGAGUCUAUUGAUAAAGUGAAUGGGUUCCGAGCUCGUAGGAGAGAAAAUGAAAAGUUCACAAACAAUUACAAGAGAUUGUCUUUAGAGUGGCAUGUUUGGUUUUUUUACGACAAAGCAUUUUCCUCCUUUCAAUCUAGAUUUGUGCAAGUGCAGUUAAUCAAAAUUUCAAUGCAAAACUUAUUUCCCUUAUGCAAUUUUACUCGGAAACAUUAAUAUAUUAAAAUAUUUACUUUUCAGUCAUGUAGGUAUUUCCCUGGGCGCCGUGCAUGGCUGCCCACUGCUCUGUGUGUCCUGCUAUGUUCACCAGAUGGGUCAAAAGCAGAGGAUAAAUUUCCUUCAUCUGCAUGUAGUGUGACUGUGAAUGUGUUUGGGAUGAAUAAAUGUAUCUUAUAAAAACAAAAAAAAAUAGCGGUGAAAGAUGACUGUCAUCUAAAUCCCCAUAACCACUAAAUGCCUAGGUAUAUACCUAUGCGUUUAGUGGUUUUAGAUAUAUCUUGCUGAUGCAUUAAUGAUGUAUUGUAAUGUAUUGUGUAGUAGUACAUGUGAUUUACGAAAUACUCAAAUACUGAAAACUGCUGUACUUGCUUUCACUUCAAGCCCCGCCAUAUACUCAAGAAAUAGAAUCAAACAAAAACAUUAUUUUUUUAUUAUCAUUAUUUGCCUGAAUUUGUGAAAUUUCAAAGCAUUUUUAAGAUAUUACAGUUUAUAAUGUGUACCCAAGUGUUUACAUUCAUAUGAUUUAUGUAAUUCCACUUCUGCUUUGUUUUGCUUUAUUGUCCGUAGUUAUCAUUUAAUUCUAGGGUAAUAUAUAUGUCUUCUUUUUUGAUACUGCAUAAAGUAAUACGAGUACAACUGUUAUAUUUGUCAUUGGAGAUUGAGAUUGUUUUUGAGAUUGAUACAGUAACUGAGGAAAAUGUUUACACCAUCUUAUCUUUUAAGAACUAAGUCGUCUUGUAUUAUAAUGUAAAUUGCUUAUUGUUUUGUUUUCUUGUGUAAAGGUGAAAUUGAAUGUAUUUUGUACAUAAAUAUAUUUUGCAUAGCAUGAAUGGUUGAAUGGAGAGUGAGUUACGAAUAAACCUUUCAAACUAUA
Pleuronectes platessa (European plaice) is the source of this 3278-nucleotide messenger RNA. RefSeq names its product pentraxin 3, long a (gene ptx3a). Lineage: Eukaryota; Metazoa; Chordata; Actinopteri; Pleuronectiformes; Pleuronectidae. The record is from RefSeq and is a predicted model, not a curated record. Gene Ontology annotation, biological process: innate immune response. The transcript is spliced from 4 exons. Bases 284 to 1666 code for a protein of 460 amino acids. Gene Ontology annotation, molecular function: complement component C1q complex binding.